This is a messenger RNA of Striga asiatica, 306 nucleotides long. The record is from the annotation of a GenBank genome assembly. Lineage: Eukaryota; Viridiplantae; Streptophyta; Magnoliopsida; Lamiales; Orobanchaceae.
GUGAUUGGGAACAAAUGGGACACUUAUCUUGAUUUGCUCCAGGCUGAUUACAGUGAAGGGGAUGCCCUUGAUGCUCUGGGUUUGGUUCGUUAUUGCUGCCGAAGAAUGCUGAUGACCCACGUUGAUCUCAUCGAGAAGCUUUUGAACUACAACACUUUGGAGAAAUCUGAGGGCAGAUCUGGCAAUUGCAGGGCAGCAAAACCUCCAGCAGCAGCUGCAAAUCCUCCUAAAAUGAAGGCUGGUAAAUUGCUACCUCCAAACAAUGAGUCCAAUGGUCCACUAAUCAAAAUGCUUCAAGCAUUUUAA